AUGGCGGCGGGCUGGCCGGAGCUGGAGGCGGCGGCGCGGGAGCGGCGGCGGGAGCUGGCGCUGGCCGGGCCGGCCGUGGCGGAGCGGGUGGCGGCGGGCGGGGGGCGGCUGCCCGCGGCGCUGCUGGCGCUGCCGCUGCUGCAGUCGCUGGAGCUGAGCGGCUGCGCGGCGCUGCGGGAGCUGGGCCCGGGGCUGGCGGCCGCGCUGCCCGCGCUGCACACGCUGGUGCUGAGCGGCAAUGCGCUGGGCCCCGCCGGGCUGGGCGCGGGGCUGGGCGGGCCGCUGCCGGCCCUCCGCCUGCUCGACCUGUCCGGGAACGGCCUGGAGGCGCUGCCCGCCGCGCUGGGCGGGCCCGGGGAGGCCCCGGCGGGAGCCCCGGCCUUCCCGCAGCUGCGCAGCCUCAACCUGAGCGGCAACCGGCUGCGGGAGCUGGGCCCCGGGCUGGCCCGCGCCGCCCCGCAGCUGCAGGCGCUGCUGCUCUCCGGGAACCGGCUGCGGGCGCUGCCCGGCGGGCUCCUGCCCCCCGCUGCCGACGGGCCCUUCCCGCUGCUCAGCCGCCUGGAAGCGGCCGACAACGAGGUGGAGGAGCUGGGCGCUGACAUCGCCGCCCUGCCGGCGCUCAAGAGCCUGGACGUGGCCAACAACCAGCUGCGGGAGCUGCCCGCCGCGCUGGCCGACUGCCCCCGCCUGAAGGAGGCCAACUUCAGGGGCAACCAGCUGAAGGACAAGCGGCUGGAGAAGAUGGUCAACGGCUGCCAGACAAAGGCCAUCCUGGAGUACCUGCGGGCCGGCGGCCGCGGGAAGGGGAAGGCUGAGAACGCCAGAGAGGAGGCCAGGAAGAAGAAGAGGGAGAAGCAGCAGAAGAAGGACGGUGGGGAUGCAGAGCAGGAUGAGCUGGAGGAGGCGAGCAAGCUGCUGGUGAAGGUUCUGCACAUCUCUGAAAACCCAGCACCCUUGGUGGUCAAAGCCAGCCCAGGCGUCAAAGAUGUUCGACCCUUCAUUGUGUGCUGCGUGCUGAAGGGAGUGAACCUGAAGCCGGGAAAUGCUCUGAAGAGGUUCCUGACGGCACAGACUAAGCUGCACGAAGACAUCUGUGAAAGGCGGACAGCGGCCACAAUUGCCACCCACGACUUGCGGCUGAUCAAAGGUCCUCUGCUGUACGACGUGCGGCCUCCCGAGGAGCUGCAGAUAACGCCCCUGGGCCGCAGGGAGAUCAAGGCAAAGGAUCUUCUCCGCCAGCUGCAGUUAGAGGCUGAGGAGCAGAGGAAACAGAAGAAGCGGCAGAACGUUUCUGGGUUGCACAGGUACCUCCAGCUGUUGGACGGGAAAGAUAACUACCCGUGUCUUGUGGAUGCCGAGGGAGCCGUGAUUUCUUUCCCACCCAUCACCAACAGUGAGAAAACAAAGGUUAGAAAAGACACCCGGGAUCUGUUUCUAGAAGUGACGAGCGACUCCAGUUUACAGAUAUGCAAAGAUGUCAUGGACACGCUAAUUCUGAAAAUUGCAGAACUGAACAGAUCUACCUUGGAAAACAAGGAAGAGUCGGGCUCGGAUAACGAAUCGGAUGCUCUUUGUGGACCAGUGGACUUGGACCAGAACACACAGCCCAGGAACGUUCCGCUGGCACUGGAGCAGGUGCGGGUGGUGGACACGGAUGGAAACCUGAGAGUACUUUAUCCUUCAAAAACUGACCUAGCCGCAGUUUCCUCCCUUCUGACUGUAAUACGUUAGCAGCUAUCACAGCUAAGAAAAUUAUUCCAUUUUCUUUUUAUUUUCCCCGUAUUCAACACCGCCCCUCGCACGCAGUGAGGUGGUUUGGGUUUUAAGAUGCAGAGCAUCCCGCCUGGCCAGGGAGCGUUUCAUUCUUUCAGCCUUAAUAGAGUCACCAGUGUUCUGACCAGGUAGAGAUAACAGCGUCUUCAAACGUGAACUUACGGGCAGAGAGAGUGCAUGAACUUGUAAUCAUUGUGACGUGUUAGCAUUUAUCAAAGGAGCGUGCGGUCAUGUUUCUCUGUAAGAUCAGUGUUGCUUCCUGCUGCUUCAGCUGGAUUAUUGUUUUGGCAGCUAAGCUGAGAAAUCCAGUAGGUGACAGCAGUGAAACGGAGUCAUGUUAUAUGUACUGGUACUGAAGACAGAACGCAAAACUGCUUCGCUGACACCUCAUUCUGCAUCGUUUUAUAUCCGGAGUAAUUGUGAAAAGGUAGUUGCUGUUAGAACUUGAGGACUGAGUUCUAAGCGAUGGUUUCUGCGUUGGGCUGUGAACACAGCUGCCAUUUCAGGCUGAAUUUACUGCAGGGGUUUGUGUGUCGCAGUGCGUUAGAGCCAUCGUCCGUCCCUGUGGAAGUGCCAAUGCAGUGACCUCGUUGUGUGCUCCUGCAGUUACUGUUGGUCGAGCACUGAAUUUAUUCGUGCUCACAGAGUUCAGUUCCGUUCAGAGAGCUAACGCUGCCUUAGUCAACACUGCUAAAGCUCCUCAAAUGCCUGGAAUACCAGCACUCUUGCCCCCUCGGCCCUCCUCUGUCACUCCCACGUGAGAAUGUUGGGGACACCUUCCAGAAUACAGGUGGUUGAGAGGUUCUAAGUUCUGCAGUCCGCGGGGUGACGUUUCCAUCCAGGCUGCUAUCUGGAUGAAUGCAAACCUCUCCAUGAGUUGGGUGGCCUCGGGACAGGGUUUAGUUGUGGACUGGACAGUGCUGGGUUAAUGGUUGGACUGGAUGAUCUUAAAGGUCUUUUCCCAACCAAAACAAUUCUAUGAUCCUGGUACUUUUUUCUGUUAAAAAUGAUAUAGAGAGCUCUAACUGAACUUCCAGAUAGCACAUCAAAUAUGGCCAUGUGUUGGGACUUGCAUAUUGAGUGGAAAAAUAAACCAGUUCUUGCAGUCACUGUCA
Molecule: messenger RNA, 2888 nt
Organism: Columba livia (rock pigeon)
Lineage: Eukaryota; Metazoa; Chordata; Aves; Columbiformes; Columbidae
Gene: LRRC47
Product: leucine rich repeat containing 47
Exons: 7
Coding region: 1-1731 (576 amino acids)
Biological process (GO): phenylalanyl-tRNA aminoacylation
Molecular function (GO): protein binding; phenylalanine-tRNA ligase activity; RNA binding
Source: RefSeq, a predicted model, not a curated record